CGGACCCGGAAACGGAAAUCUUGGGACGAAGGUCGCACGGCCGAGCGAUUAACUUCUAAUUACUUAUCCUGAGGAAGAAGCCAGGAAGAGGAGGAAGAGGAAAGAUAAGGAGUCAGGAAUGGCUGUUUCUCAGGAACAGUUGACCUUCCAGGAUGUGGCCGUAGAAUUCUCGGAGGAGGAGUGGGCCUGCCUGGACCCUGCUCAGAGGGCCUUUUACGUGGACGUGAUGCUGGAGACCUAUAGGAACCUGCUCUCUUUGGAUACCUCUCAUAUCCAUGGGAUGCGGAAAUUACAGCCAACAGUAAACAAUGACAGAGGAGAUGUAUUCCAAACAGGGACGUUGGAAAAUCAGGAAAGCCAUCACAUGAAACACUUUUACGUCCCAGAAAUACAGGAAGAUAUGUAUGACUUUGGGUGCCAGUGGCAGGAUGGUGAAAGAAAUUAUGAAGUGAUGCCUAGAACCCAGAAGGAAAAUGUAACUGACACAAGAGAGAGACAAGGCAAUUGGAAUGCAGUAAAGAAGCCUCUUGGAAACGGGCUGGCCUUAAGCUUUCAGGAUGAACUGCGUAUAUUGAAGAAGGAUAUUUACACAUGCAAGGAGUGUGGCAAAUCCUUUAACCACGGCUCAUCCCUCCGUAGACACCAGAUAAUCCAUACAGGCGAGAAGUCCUACGAGUGUGGUGUGUGUGGCAGUGUUUUCCACCGGAAAUCCCACCUGGCACGUCAUUGGACAGUUCACACCCGUGAGAAAACCUACAAGUGUCAUGAAUGUGGCAAAGCCUUCAAUCAUGGCUCUUCCCUCCGUAGGCAUCAGCUCAUCCACACAGGCGAGACAUUGUAUAAAUGCGACGUAUGUGGCAAAGUGUGCAGUCAGCACGCCUCCCUUAGACGUCAUCAGCGAGUUCACACCGGAGAGAGACCCUACCAGUGUCCCGAGUGCGGCAAAACCUUUAACCGUGGCUCCCACCUCGCCACCCAUCAGCUCGUCCACACGGGAGUGAAAUUAUGUAAAUGCGAUGUGUGCGGCAAAGUCUUCAGUCAGAAUUCAUGCCUUAGAAUUCACCGCAGAAUCCAUAAUGGAGAGAAACCUUACAAAUGUCGCGAAUGUGGUAAGGCCUUUCGGCAAAAUUCGCACCUUGGACGACAUCAGAGAAUUCACACCGGGGAGAAGCCCUACAGAUGUGGUGAAUGUGGCAAAGUCUUCAGUCAGCAUUCCAAUCUUGCAGGUCAUCAGAGAAUUCACACUGGAGAGAAGCCUUACACCUGUCAAGUAUGUGGCAAGGUCUUCAGCCAAAAUUCCAACCUUGCCAGUCACCAGAGAAUUCAUACCGGAGAGAAGCCCUACCAAUGCAAUGAGUGCGGCAGGUCCUUUAACCAAAAGGCAUACCUCGCAAAGCAUCAGAGGGUUCACGAUGACGAGAAGUCUCACACGUGUCGUGUGUGUGGCAGGGUCUUCAGUCGCAAUUCCAACCUUGUCAGUCAUCAGAGAAUUCAUACCGGAGAGAAGCCCUACCAAUGCAAUGAGUGUGGCAGGUUCUUUUCUCAAAAGCCAAACCUUGGAAAGCAUCGGAGAGUUCAUACUGGACAGAAACCCUUCAAAUGUAAUGACUGUCUGAGAGCGUUCACUCAGAGCUCCUACCUUGCCAUCCACCAGAGAAUUCACACUGGGGAGAAGCCGUACAAAUGCAGCGACUGCGGCAAGGUCUUUAGUCAAAACUCCUACCUGGCGAAGCACCGCAGAAUUCACACUGGAGAGAAGCCGUACAAGUGUCACGAGUGCGGCAAGGCCUUCAGUCAAAAAGGAAACCUGGCGAGUCACUGGAAGAUCCACACGGGGGAGAAGCCGUACAAGUGUCACGAGUGCGGCAAGGUCUUCAGUCAGAGAUCGACCCUGGUGAGCCAUCAGAUAAUCCACACCGGCGAGAAACAUUACAGGUGCAACGAGUGUGGCAAAACCUUUUAUUUUGCCUCGCACCUCAUUCAGCACCAAACCAUCCACUCGGGAGAUAAGCCCUAUAAAUGCGACGUGUGCGGAAAAGUCUUUGGCCAGAACUCCUACCUUGCCAUCCAUCGGCGGAUUCACACGGGCGAGAAGCCCUACCAGUGCCAAGACUGCGGCCGAAUCUUCAAUCACAGCUCCAACCUCAAGCGACAUCGGAUAACCCACACCGGCCAGAAACUGUGCAAAUGCGAUGUGUGCGGCCGAGUCUUCAGCUACAACUCCUACCUUACAAUCCACCAGCGCGUGCACACAGGCGAGAAGCCUUACAAGUGUCACGCCUGCGGCAAAGUCUUCAAUCGGAAUUCAAAUCUGACCAUCCACCAGCGGGUCCACACCGGGGAGAAACCGUACGCGUGUUCUGAGUGCGGCAGCUGCUUCAGUCGCAAGGCCUACCUCACAAAGCAUCAGAGUGUUCACACUAAGCCCAGACCUUGUGCAGGUAAAGACUGUUGAAACGCCCUCCCUCAGCUCAGCCCUCACUGCACACCCGGUAACACGUAUAACGGGGUCCAUAUUAACGUGAUGUAUGGGGGGGAGGCCAUCCUUCAAAAUCGCCCCUUCCUUUUUUUUAAUAUUUAUUUCUGUGGAUUUUUUGCUGUGGCAUGCAGCAGCGUGAUGUGGCCUCUUAGUUCCCAGACCAGGGACUGAACUCUGGCCACAGGGCUGAGAGCGCUGAGUCCUAACCACUAUAUGUACAGAGAACGCCCAACGUUGACACUGCCGCUCUCUUUUUUUUUUUUUUUUUUUGGCCCAUGCCCUCGGCUGUAGACGUUUCUGGGCCAGGGGUUGAAACCACGCCGUAGCAGGGACCCAGAGCCACAGCGGUGGCAAUGCCAGCUUUUUAACCUGCGGAGCCACCAGGGAGCUCCCAAAAUUAACACUUCAGAUUCAUGGGAGCUUCAUGGUGGGGAGGUAUUAUGCAAAUGCCGCAAGUGUGGCCAAGCCUCACUUACCAUCAGAUAAUCCACACUGGGCAGAAACCGUAAAAAUAUAUUCAUGCAUUGAAUGUGUCACAGUCUUUUUUUGUUUGUUUGU
Messenger RNA from Phacochoerus africanus (Common warthog), 3037 nucleotides. RefSeq names its product zinc finger protein 665-like. Gene Ontology annotation, molecular function: DNA-binding transcription repressor activity, RNA polymerase II-specific; RNA polymerase II cis-regulatory region sequence-specific DNA binding. NCBI's taxonomy places the organism in Eukaryota, Metazoa, Chordata, Mammalia, Artiodactyla, Suidae. Gene Ontology annotation, biological process: negative regulation of transcription by RNA polymerase II. The coding region runs from base 119 to 2455 and encodes 778 amino acids. The transcript has 6 exons. The record is from RefSeq and is a predicted model, not a curated record.